AGUGUUUCGGAUCCUGGGAGGAAGUGAAUGAUUCGCGUUUGCACUUGACGAGGAGAAAUCAUAUUGUUGGGGAAAUUAAGCGUGUAUUCGCCGAAUUUUAGCGGUUAAAUGAGAUUAAACCGGUGGACGUACGUCUUCUGUCACGGUAUGGUUUAAAGGGACACUCGUUUUUGGACUCAGAACUUCAUAGCUUUGGAUCAACUUACGUUCACAGGAGGUUGGAGGAGGACACACUUUGCUAUUGUUCCAGCACACACGAGUGUGUGUAUGCGUUUUUGUGUAUGUGUGUAUUAAACUGCCCUUUGGCUUUAUGGCUACGAAUUUUGAACCUAUUUAUGGACUCUCAGAGGAUGAAAAUGAAUCUCGUAUUCUUCGUGUCAAGGUCAUUGCUGGCAUUGAUCUGGCGAAGAAGGACAUCAUUGGUGCCAGUGAUCCUUACGUCAAACUCUCCCUGUAUGUCACUGAUGAAAACCGUGAGCUUGCCUUAGUACAAACGAAAACCAUCAAAAAGGUAAGUUUUAUUCACACUCAGUAGCUUGUUUGUGACAAUAAGGUUUAGUUUGUUUCUGAGAAAUUUUAGGAUGACUGAGAGAAC
Messenger RNA from Carassius auratus (goldfish), 595 nucleotides. Its product is annotated as E3 ubiquitin-protein ligase NEDD4-like. NCBI's taxonomy places the organism in Eukaryota, Metazoa, Chordata, Actinopteri, Cypriniformes, Cyprinidae. The record is from RefSeq and is a predicted model, not a curated record. Bases 311 to 535 code for a protein of 74 amino acids. The transcript has 3 exons.